UCUCUCUCAUCCUUCAACAUCCCAUAUUUGCCGGCGAGAUGUAUAGGUUAUAUAUUAGAGAGAGAGAACUCAAAUUCAUGUGAGAGGAUUUUCUUCCGUGAUUUUCUCUUUCUAAACACUCUUCUACACGUAGUCUGAAAAACACACAAAGAUUUUUCCGACAAAAUCUCAUUAAACCCAUCUCAGACACACAGAGAGAGACAAAGAGGCAUUCACUGUCCGAAAGGAUUAAAACUUUCGGCAAAGAGAAGAUGAAGAACAAGACCAGUUUAGGUCUCUCCGUCUUCUUCUUCCUACUCUCUCUCGCCACCGUGGCAUCAGAUCUAGCAGCUGAUCGACGAGCACUAAUCGCUCUCCGCGACGGCGUACACGGCCGUCCUCUACUCUGGAACCUAACCGCGCCGCCGUGCACUUGGGGAGGAGUCCAAUGCGAUGCGGGUCGGGUCACAUCUCUCCGGUUACCCGGUGUGGGUUUAUCGGGUCCGUUACCAAUCGCAAUCGGGAACCUAACCCAGCUCCACACCGUAUCUUUCCGGUUUAACUCCUUAACCGGUCCUAUCCCGCGGGAUUUCGCUAACCUGACUCUCCUCCGUUACCUUUACCUCCAAGGAAACGCGUUUUCCGGAGAGAUUCCUUCGUUUCUCUUCACUCUACCUAACGUGGUUCGGAUCAACCUCGCUCAGAACAAUUUCUCCGGUUCGAUCCCGGUUAAUGUUAAUUCAGCGACCCGGUUAGCUACUCUUUAUUUGGAAGAAAACCAGUUAACCGGUCCCAUACCGGAGAUUAAGAUCCCGCUUCAGCAAUUCAAUGUAUCGUCGAACCAGCUAAACGGGUCGAUACCGGGUCCGUUGUCGGGUAUGCCCAAAACCGCUUUUGAAGGUAACUCUCUAUGUGGGAAGCCGUUAGCCGCCUGCUCCGUCACCGGUAAAGGCAAAAGCGAUAAGUUAUCGGCCGGAGCUAUCGCCGGAAUAGUGAUUGGUUGUGUCUUGGGGCUUCUCUUGCUCCUCUUGAUCCUGUUCUGUCUCUGCAGAAGCAAGAAGAAGAAGGAAGAGAACAAUGUGGAGUCGAGAAGCAUCGAAGAAGCUCCCGUCCCAACCUCGUCGGCAAAGGAAACGCCGGCGGUGGCUAACGUCCCUCCUCCUCCGGUGGCUAACGGUGACGGUGCACCAGCGAGUAAAGAUCUGACCUUUUUUGUGAAAUCGUACGGUCAGUUCGAUCUCGACGGGCUGCUAAAGGCUUCCGCGGAGGUUCUCGGGAAAGGAACGUUGGGAUCGUCGUACAAGGCGAGUUUCGAUCACGGGCUAGUGGUGGCCGUGAAGCGGUUGAGAGAUGUUGUGGUGACUGAGAAGGAGUUUAGAGAGAAGAUGCAGGUUCUUGGAUCGGUUAGCCAUGUGAAUCUCGUGACGUUGAUCGCUUAUUACUUCAGCCGCGACGAGAAGCUCGUUGUGUUCGAGUACAUGUCGAGAGGAAGCUUGUCCGCUUUAUUACACGGGAACAGAGGAAGUGGUAGAAGUCCGUUGAACUGGGAAACGAGAGCUGGUAUAGCUCUAGGAGCUGCAAGAGCUAUUAGUUACCUUCAUUCACGUGACGCGGCAACAUCUCAUGGCAACAUUAAGUCAUCUAACAUUCUCUUGUCUGAAUCCUACGAGGCUAAGGUCUCUGAUUACUGUCUUGCGCCUAUGAUCAGCGCUGCGUCUACUCCUAACCGCAUUGAUGGUUACCGUGCUCCAGAAGUAACCGAUGCUCGUAGAAUCUCGCAAAAGGCUGAUGUUUAUAGCUUUGGUGUUCUUAUUCUUGAACUACUCACAGGAAAAUCUCCAACGCAUCAGCAGUUAAGCGAGGAAGGUGUUGAUUUACCGAGAUGGGUUUCAUCGAUCAUUGAACAACAGUCUCCUUCGGUUGUGUUUGAUCCAGAGCUCACAAGGUAUCAAGAUGAUGGUGGUAAUGAGAAUAUGAUCAGGCUUUUGAAGAUAGGUAUAAGCUGUACGGCUCAGUAUCCAGAUAGUCGUCCUUCAAUGCCUGAAGUCACGAGGCUCAUCGAGGAGGUUUCUCGUUCAUCUGGUUCACCAGGUCCUUUGUCUGAUUGAUUUUUUUUUGUUCUCUUUUUUUCGAGAUGGGGUUUAAAUUGAUCGAUUUUAAAGUUGUUGGUCUAAGUUUGAAUUUGUUUAAAUAGUUUUGUUGGGGUGAUUUUUGAAGUUAGUUGAAAAAUACGCUCAAUGUUUUUUUCUCUUUUAAUUUUAAUUAGUUUUGAAAGGGGUUUAUCAGCUGUUAAAUAUAUCAUUGCUAAAGUGUGGAAUCAAAAAUAUACCUCUUUCUCUCCUAA
Molecule: messenger RNA, 2323 nt
Organism: Raphanus sativus (radish)
Lineage: Eukaryota; Viridiplantae; Streptophyta; Magnoliopsida; Brassicales; Brassicaceae
Product: probable inactive receptor kinase At5g16590
Exons: 3
Coding region: 252-2087 (611 amino acids)
Biological process (GO): protein phosphorylation
Molecular function (GO): protein kinase activity; ATP binding; protein binding
Source: RefSeq, a predicted model, not a curated record